Didymodactylos carnosus is the source of this 573-nucleotide messenger RNA. Lineage: Eukaryota; Metazoa; Rotifera; Eurotatoria; Philodinida; Philodinidae. The record is from the annotation of a GenBank genome assembly.
AUGUCAAGUGAUGAGAGUGUAGAGAUGAUGCCAUGGUCAUCUGUUUCUCGUGAUUAUCGUCAUUUUUCUUCACUACCAACAUCGAAUCGUCGUCGUUUAAUUCUACCUGCUGAUGGUAAAAAGAAUAACUCUCAUGAACAACGUACAUUACGUUUAUCAAUAAAUGCUCGUGAAAGACGACGAAUGCACGAUUUAAAUGAUGCACUUGAUGAACUUAGAUCAGUGAUACCUUAUGCACAUAGUCCAUCUGUAAGAAAAUUAAGUAAAAUAGCAACACUAUUUUUAGCUAAAAAUUACAUAUUAUUACAAGCAAACGCCAUCGAUGAACUAAAGAAAUAUAUUCUUUUAUUAAAUCAACGAUCACACUUAUUCGGACCAUUGAAUUUACCACCACCAUCGCUGCCACCUCAACCACUACCAUCGUCUUCAACUCCAAAACCGUCAAACGAAACAGCAACAUCAUUCUAUGAUCUUAAUCAACUUACAGCUGCAAAUCCGUUUAUGUUUAAACUAAAUAAUCUACACAAAAACAAAAACUUUGAAUCCUUAUUACACAAAGACAAAAAGAAGUAA